AUGGACGCCUCACCAGAACUCUUCGCCCAGCUUACCAACAGAUUGCGUAUCUGUUACCAAACCUUCGGCGACCCGUCAGACCCUGCGAUCAUACUCGUGCCAGGCAAUGCGGAUUCCAUGAUAGUAUGGGCAGAAGGUCUUAUCGAAAAGCUUCAAUCUUCCGAAGAUGGUAAGAAAUACUUCGUGAUCCGCUUUGAUCCAAGAGACACGGGCCUGUCGACUGAGUUUCCUGUGCCGGGCGGAUACUCAAUCGGAGAUAUGGCAGGCGAUAUGGAAGGACUCGCAGACCACUUGAACCUCAAUGAUCCCUCAAAAGGCUUCCAUAUUGUUGGUCUGAGCAAGGGAGGACCGGUCGCCUACACGGUCGCUGCGCGAGGCCUUGAUCUCGGAUUCCAACCUAUGCUGGCCGGCUUCGGAGAUCAGAGGGAAACGGCCAUCAAAAAUGGAAUGACCGUUUAUGACGCGCUCACAACGCAGCCUGACGCAGAAGAGAGAAAGGAGGUGGAGAAGGCGGUGAGACGUCUGGUGGAACGGGAUAUCAAGGGUGGCACAUUGUACAGCAAAGCUCCGAAUCACGGCGCCGCGUCGUACGAAAAGGAUGGCUGGCCAGGGGUUGAUACGCUCAAGAUGAUCAAAUGUCCGAGCACGGUUGUGCAAGCAGGCAAGGACCAGAUCUUUGGGGAGAUUCACGGAGAGGCCUUGGCGAAAGCGAUACCCGGUGAUGUUGAGUAUGUGCUAUGGGAGGAUGUUGGACAUGAGAUGCCACGACGCAUCUGGGGCAGAAUGGCCAAGGUGCUGCAGAAGAAUUGGGAGAGGGGUCAAAGCGCAUAUGUUGUUGGUGAUGCGGAAUAA
Molecule: messenger RNA, 852 nt
Organism: Fusarium redolens
Lineage: Eukaryota; Fungi; Ascomycota; Sordariomycetes; Hypocreales; Nectriaceae
Product: Alpha/Beta hydrolase protein
Exons: 2
Coding region: 1-852 (283 amino acids)
Biological process (GO): glycerolipid catabolic process
Molecular function (GO): triacylglycerol lipase activity
Source: RefSeq, a predicted model, not a curated record